AUGACGUCAACGGCACCGAAAGUCGGCUCAGGUCAGGGUACACCACCACGGAACAUGCUGGAUGGCUUCGCGUCUCCCUCGGACGCGCGGCUCUUCAUCCAAGAGAAUGUCUACAUCAUUCUGGGCCACGGGUGGUUUCAGCGGAUGGUGCUGAUUUGCUCCGUGCUCUCCCUCACAGUGCUGCUGCUGCAAGCGUUCGCCUACCGGCUCAUCGGUCGCCCCGUCGAGCACUGGUGCCAUCCGCCUGAGGAACUUGUGUACAUGCCCCUCCAGGAGUGGAAGAACGUGGCAAUACCUAUCUUGCCGGACGGCAAACUCAGCCAAUGCACCGUCUACGAACCACCGGUGCCGGGAGAAGACGGAAACGAGCGCCAAGUAGUGUCCUGUCACCGAUGGGACUACGCCAGUGACAGACAGGGAGACAGCAUCGUCAGCGCCUGGAACCUUGUGUGCGGCCGUCGCUGGCUCUACACGUUCUCGACAUCCGCGUACAUGGUAGGCGCGAUGGUGAUCGUGCCUCUGGCCGGCAUCGCGUCCGACCGCCAGGGCCGCAGGCCCACUAUCCUCCUUUGCUCCUUCACCAUGCUGCUCGCCACUGUGGCCGCCGGCUCGUCGCAAGUCUUCACCAUGUUCCUCUUGGCACGCUGUCUCGUUGCCGGCACGUCCAGCGCCACCAACCUCCUGGUCUUCAUCGUGCUAUACGAGGUUACAGGCAACGAACAUCGCACCCUCUAUAGCAUCCUGGCUGCGAGCGUCGGUUCGGCGUUGGCGACGCCGCUGCUCUCCGUCGUGGCGCUGGCCGAUCCGCGUUGGGGGCUGUCGCACGCGUUCUUCGUGACUGCCACGGCUAUAGUGGCCGUUUGGUGCUACUGGAUCCAGGAAUCCCCAGUCUGGCUCAUCGAUACGCGCCGAGUUCGGCUCGCCGAGCGUGUCAUACUGUACGCGGCCGCGCAAAAUGGCAUAGAUCUGACGAAAGCCAAGGCCACGUUCAAGGCACUCAAGCAGCAGCUGAAAAAGCGAGACUUCACGACCCCGACCGUCAGCAUCGGCACGGGCAGCAGCGCAUCGACGUUUAGCCGACGAGCAGCGUCCGUCCUCAUUUCAUGGUUCGGCGUGAGUUUUGCUUUCUUCGGAACCGGCCUCCGCGAGAAGACAAUCGGUAGCCAUUGGGCCGUGGCCGCAUUCGCGCUGCAAGUGCUGCUGCUCCUAUUCGUCUACAACGUCAUCACGAAGUGGGGCCAACGGAACGCGUUGUCCAUGCUGCUGGCAUUGCUUUGCUUGUCCAGCGCCCUGUGCGCCGUCUUUCACACUCUGAACAUGACAUUCCCCUGGACAGCGCUUGCGAGGCUCGUAGUGGACACCAGCGCAUCCGUCGCAAUGACCAUCAAUUAUUGCUACACGACGGAGGUGUUCCCCACCACAAUACGCAGCAUGGGGUUGUGCGUGUCGUACGCGGUUGGGCGAGCUGGCGCACUGCUGGCCACGUUUCUAGACUCGCUGACUGCCGACAACUUCGUGAUGUUCGACGUCGUCCUGACGCUACUGGUGUUCGCCAGUUGCACGGCCAUUCAGUGGCUCCCCGAAAUAUUCGUGCAUAAGAAGAAGGCGGGACAAACCGCGCAGCCGGCCGCUAAAACCGAGCAGCAGCGAAAGGAGGCGCUGAAGGCGUCUCUAGGUCAGGGCACCGAACCUGUCGGCGCGAAGAGUAAAACUCGCAAGUCGCGUCGGAGGGCCACACAGUCCUCCGCGUCUACAGACGUGCGAAUCCCGUGUGGGACCACGUCUCCGGGAUUACCGUGCAGCCCGACUUCUGAAACUGUCACUUCGCCCCGCAACGCAAAGCACUCGAAAAGCAACAAGACCGGCGUAAGCAGUGAUGUUGCUUCGCCGCCUACGCCUCCACUAGGUCCCAUUUCCCAUUGA
This is a messenger RNA of Rhipicephalus sanguineus (brown dog tick), 1923 nucleotides long. Its product is annotated as solute carrier family 22 member 7. Gene Ontology annotation, cellular component: membrane. Gene Ontology annotation, molecular function: transmembrane transporter activity. The coding region runs from base 1 to 1923 and encodes 640 amino acids. NCBI's taxonomy places the organism in Eukaryota, Metazoa, Arthropoda, Arachnida, Ixodida, Ixodidae. The transcript is spliced from 2 exons. The record is from RefSeq and is a predicted model, not a curated record. Gene Ontology annotation, biological process: transmembrane transport.